UUAUAUAAAUGAAACGGAUAAAAUUUUGAUCAGAUUAGUAUCAUUCUAUCAAGAGUAUAUACAAUCACUGUGUUAAAUCAUUCUGUACAUUAAAUAAUUUUCAAAAUGAAACUACAAAUUGCUCUGAUCGGACUCUGUUGUGUAUCUUUUGCUCUUGGAAAUGAAAUGUCACUCCAAGCAACAAAUCUUGAAUCUCGUAAUCUCAAUGAACGGGCUAAUCCAAUGAUGAUGGGAGCAAACCCAAUGAACCAUGUUAUGAACCAGUUGAAGUCCAUGGAAAAACAAAUGGGAGUGAUUCAAGAAACUCUUCGACGAAACCAUGCAAGGAAAAAUUCGUUGACAAUGAGACAGUUAAAAGACGCUAUGGAUGAGGCAACCAGAAACAUAAAGGAUAUGAGCAAUAACGCUAUGCGAAAAAUUACUUCCAAUGCUGCCUCACUUGGUGGACGUUCAUUGGGAUCAACUAUGAACCAACAAUUAGCUGGAUUAACAUCAGGACAAUCAUCUGCCGCUGCAUCCACUUCAUCCAAAGCUGCAGCCAACUUUUAAGGCUACAAAAAAUGAAACGCAUUAAAAACUAGAGUCAAAACAAAUUUUGAUUUUU
This is a messenger RNA of Tetranychus urticae (two-spotted spider mite), 604 nucleotides long. RefSeq lists its product as uncharacterized. Lineage: Eukaryota; Metazoa; Arthropoda; Arachnida; Trombidiformes; Tetranychidae. The record is from RefSeq and is a predicted model, not a curated record.